Messenger RNA from Hemiscyllium ocellatum (epaulette shark), 4023 nucleotides. Its product is annotated as V-type proton ATPase subunit G 3-like. Gene Ontology annotation, biological process: proton transmembrane transport. NCBI's taxonomy places the organism in Eukaryota, Metazoa, Chordata, Chondrichthyes, Orectolobiformes, Hemiscylliidae. The record is from RefSeq and is a predicted model, not a curated record. Gene Ontology annotation, cellular component: vacuolar proton-transporting V-type ATPase complex. The coding region runs from base 64 to 426 and encodes 120 amino acids. The transcript is spliced from 3 exons. Gene Ontology annotation, molecular function: proton-transporting ATPase activity, rotational mechanism.
CCUAUAAAUGUGGAUGGGAGACUCUGAUCAGCACUGUCACUGAGAGCCAGCACAUAUGGAAAUAUGACCAGCCACUCCCAGGGAAUUCAUCAGCUUUUACAAGCUGAGAAACGGGCCAAAGAAAAGUUAGAGGAAGCCAAGAAGAGGAAGGGAAGACGGCUGAAACAAGCAAAGGAUGAGGCACAAGCUGAGAUAGAUCAAUAUCGUCUGCAAAGGGAGAGAGAGUUCAGACAAAAGCAAGACUCUAUCAUGGGUUCUCAAGGUAACCUUUUAGUCAAAGUGGAUGAACAAACCAGAGCAAAGAUCAAUGGGCUCAUAAGCAACCACGAACGGAAUAGUGAGAAGGUUCUGCAAGAUCUCUUGGGGAUUGUUUGUGAAAUCAAACCGGAAAUCCAUAUUAAUUUUAGAGAGGCAGGCUCCCAUUGAUGGGAUAGACAGCGGUGAAUUAAACUUUAUCACACUAUAAAUGUGGUAUCAUUGAAGUUAACUGACAUUGGAUAAUUUGCAUUUUUCAUGAAAAACAAUGUUGAUACUUUUUUUUCAACUAAUCAUCUUGGGACAUUUUCUUACAAUAUAAAUACGAUGGCUACCUUUAUUCACCCCCCAAAUGCAGUUAGUCUCAAGAGAGUAUGCUAAUCUACCCCCCCUGAAAUCGCGUUACCUAUCUAACUUCCUUUACAAAAGGGAAUGUAGGGACAGAAUGACCAUACAGCCUCUUGAGGCUGUACCACCACUUAGUUAGAAAAUGGCUGAUUGGUAUCUAAAUCCAAAAGUUGGUGUGGAAAAAAUUCUGCUGCGGUCAAACUGAUUGAUCUUUGGUCUGAUUAGAUUAGAUUAGAUUACUUACAGUGUGGAAACAGGCCCUUUGGCCCAACAAGUCCACACCGACCCUCCGAACAGCAACCCACCCAGAACAGUUCCCCUACAUUUAGCCCUUCACCUAACAUCUCGGGGAAUCUUGCAAAUACCAGAAACAGUCAGAAAGGGAAAGUUUGUUUGACAUCAUUUGAAAUUCAGGUUCAUAGAACAUAGAACAUUACAGCACAGUAUAGGCCCUUUGGCACUCGAUGUUGCACCAACCUGUGAAACCAAUCUAAAGCCCACCUAUUCCAUCAUCAUCCAUUUGUUUAUUGAACGACCAUUUAAAUGCCCUUAAUGUUGGUGAGUUCACUACUGUUUCAGGCAGGGUAUUCCAUGCCCUUACUACUUUACAAGUACAGAAACUACCUCUGACCUCUGUCCUAUAUCUAUCACCCCUCAAUUUAAAGCUAUGUCCCCUUGAGCUAGCUAUCACCAUCCAAGGAAAAAGGCUCUCACUGUCCACCCUAUUUAAUCCUCUGAUCAUCUUGCAUAUCUCUAUUAAGUCACCACUUAACUUUCUUCUCUCUAACAAACACAGCCUCACAUCCCUCAGCCUUUCCUCCAUGCCAGUCAACAUCCUGGUAAAUUUCCUCUGAACCCUUUCCAAUGUUUCCACAUCCUUCCUAUAAUGCAGUGACCAAAACUGUACACAAUACUCAAACAGCAGCCACAUUAGGGUUUUGUAGAGCUGCAACAUGACCUCAUGGCUCUGAAACUCAAUCCCUCUACCAAUAAAAGCUAACAUAACAUAGCCUUCCUAACAACCUGGGAUCAAUGCACAUGGACACCGAGAUCUCUCUACUCAUCCACACUACCAAGAAUCUUACCAUAAGCCCAGUACUCUGUAUUACUAUUACUCAUUCCAAAGUGAAUCACCUCACACUCUUCCACAUUAAACUCUAUUUGCCACCUCUUAGUCUAGCUCUGCAGCUUAUUUAUGUCCCUCUGUAACCUGCAACAUCCUCUGCAUUGCCCACAAUUCCACCAACUUUAGCAUUAUCCACAAAUUUACUAACCCAUCCUUCUAAGCCCUCAUCCAUGACAAACAGCAGUGAUCCCAAAACAGAUCAUUGCAGUACACCACUAGUAACUGACCUCCAGGAUGAAUAUUUGCCAUCCACUAUCACCCUCUGUCUUCUUACAGCUAGCCAAUUUCUGAUCCAAACUGCAAAAUUACCCUCAAUCCUAUGCCAGAUUCAUGUUGAGAGUCAUCAUUAGGAUUCCCAACUUUGGUGGAAUGAAUUUAAAAUAUCAGCUUCAAUGUUAGGUAUCACUUACAAUUGUUCACCUGUAAAAGAAAUUCACUAAACAAUUAAACUAAGUGUGACUGAGAGGAAAGAUUUAAUAGGGACAGAAAGGGCAAUUUUUUUCCCCCACAGAGGGUGGUGCAUUUAUGGAUGAGCUGCCAAAGGAAGUGGUCGAUGCUGGGACAAAUUUAAAAGGCAUCUGGAUGGGUACAUGAAUAUGAAGCGUUCAGAGGGAUAUGGGCCUAGUGUUGACAAAUGGAACUAGAUUAAUUUAAAAUAUCUGGUCAGCACGGAUGAGUUGGACUGAAGGGUCUGUUUCUGUGAUUUACAUCUCUAUGACUUUAUGACUAACUUGUUAGUUACCAUUCUCACAUAUUCUAAUAUAAACAAAUUGUUAGAAAAUUGUGUCUCAAUCUGGCGCCCAGUGAUUGUCGUCCAUAUUGACAUCCAAUAGAAUGUUAGCUGUAAACGUGCAAGUUUUGAAUUUUUUUUAGAUUAGUUUUCCAAAAUUUCAAUUUGAUUCGCUUCAGUUGUUUUGUAUGCGGGAAUGUAGCCAGGUUCAGUUCCCAGAAUUUGAGUUAUCCUCUUACACUUAGAACCAUACUUCCAACUAGUGACAGAUUGUACAUUUUCUGUGCUCUGCAUGAUCACAGUUUGACGCUUUUGACAACUGGGCCAGGUUUCUGUGUUUGUGGUGCUGAAUUGUUAUCAACCAACGGACAGGCUUUCAGGGAAGUUGCAAUAACCCAGACCUUUUAAAGCUGGAAUCAUAUUUCAGCGAUUAAUUUGUGGCACCUCUUUUGGCCUCUCUCGAAAAUAUUUGAAUAUUCUCAAGUUUAGGAUUUGAGAGACCCGUGCCUUCUGACUUUUCUAAGUCAUCAGCCUACAACUGGGGUUAAUAGCUGAAUGGUUGAGUAAGUCUGUCACUGGGAGAAGGGAGCAGGUUUCACAGUUUACUUGGCAUGAGUCAGUUCAUGGGCACCAGCUAAAACAGUGCCAGAUCAAAAGUAGUUUAUACCUUGCAUGGCCCAUUUUGGUUUACAGUUACCAGUUGCCCUGGUGACAUCCUCUCAACAGCCCAGAGAUGCAUCAGCAGUGGCUGGUUUUAAUUUGCUUGUAUUUCACCCUCUCAGGUGACAUUUAUUUCUUUAGUACCAGGGGAAAAGCUCAGCUUUGAUGUGAACAGGACACAAAUAGCCCAUCCGCAUCAAGCACUCAUGAUUUACAUAUUAAUUAGUUAUUAUAUGAAACAAGAGAUGGACUGAGAUACUCAUGUGCUUGAGAACUGAGGUUACGCGUUCCUGCUUAUUUUCUGUCUUUUUAUUUAAAUAUCAGAAAUACAAAUGCAAAUAGCUGCAAAAAUAGCAAAGCGAAAGCCUUUGAGAAUAGAGCCCUCUGUGCAGCAGGUAAUCAAUUUAAACUGUUUGAUAUACUCAGAUAAGCUGUUGUAAUGAGUUCUUUUUUUCUCUCUGUGGUACUUGGAGUCAAUGUUUAAAAAUGGGAUACAAAUCAAAAUGUCACAGCAGCAACUCAUUUGUGAGUUUCAGUUUCAUUCCCUUAAUAACCCAACAUAAAAGAUGCACAAUCCUUUAUCAAGGAGAUGGGAAUCCUAUCAAUUCUGUGGUUUAUCUCUUCGAGGUACAAAGUAGUAAUUUGUGACCUUCCACUGGAUCACAGCGAUAAUUAGUGAAAAUGUGUGAAUUAAGUUAUCUUAACAGUCUGCUAAUGUUCACAUUGAGCAGUAAAUUACCUUGAAGCACUUCCCAAAUGCUAGUUUAUUUCUGUCAGGCAAAGGUGUAUUUUGAAACCCAAUUGUUCUCAUUUCUGUGAAGGCAAUUAUGCUUAUUUUCGUGCAUAAAUCCCCAAAUGACAUGACUGAAGUUCAACUUCACAAUAAAAAAAAUUGAGAACACAA